Enterobius vermicularis (human pinworm) is the source of this 609-nucleotide messenger RNA. The record is from the annotation of a GenBank genome assembly. Lineage: Eukaryota; Metazoa; Nematoda; Chromadorea; Rhabditida; Oxyuridae.
AUGUAUAUUUCUUUGUGUGAAAGGCUGUCAAGAACCGAUGAAAAUCUUCCGCUUUUGCCUUUGAAAAACGAAUUUGAAUAUAAACAUGUCAAGCUACCUGUACGACCACUAAAUGACGGUGAACGCUGUUUAGCAAUUACACUAGGAAUUGGAAAACUGAUUGAAGCGGAAGUGUUACUCAGAAAAGUUCUUCCUAAGCAUUGCGAAUUUUUUGGCGUAGAUCCUUCUGCACUUUAUAACAAAGCUUUAGUAGAGAGUUAUAAUUGUACCUUCUUUGAGGCAGCAAUUGGAGACAAAACUGAGGGCUCUAAGUAUUUCCAUAUAAGACAUGUAGCUCUUGAAGAGUAUUCGACUGAAAUAGUUGGUAGAAGCAAUGUUAUCAACUGGCUGUCCAUUGAUAUUCAAGCGGAGGAGAUUGCACUAUUUCCGUCGUUAUUGAAGUACGGACUUCUUGACAAGCUUAAUAUGCACGUCUGUCAGCUAAAUAUGGAGUUACACCUUGCACCAUUCAGACUUCUUCCUCCGCGCACAGGAGUUGUUCCUAUCUUUAAGUUUCUGGCCGACGCUUUAAUGUCUAGAAGGUUUCACUUUUAUUUUCAAACAUUAUAA